Caenorhabditis auriculariae is the source of this 469-nucleotide messenger RNA. NCBI's taxonomy places the organism in Eukaryota, Metazoa, Nematoda, Chromadorea, Rhabditida, Rhabditidae. The record is from the annotation of a GenBank genome assembly.
AUGAAAAUUCCCCGCAAGCCGUUUUGGUCUCUGAGUAACUGCCGGAAAGGACUGUGGGCAGCUACCGGAAAGCGGCGCGGCAAUUACUCUCAUAGUCAUACGGAGAUUACCCGCUGGUCGCAUCGUUUCUUCCGCGACAAAGACGUUGAAAACUUAGUGUUCAGUGCGCUCGUCCUGUCCACUCGAGUGGUCACCAUGCCUUCCCUUCCGCGCUCACAUUCACUAUCUGCAUACACGGAUGGUGUAAACAAUUUAUGCGACGACAAGUUUAACCCUGAAAGUAAAAAUGCACUUUUUUGAAUUUCUUAAAAUAUAUUUUAUCCACUUUGCGUUAGCUUGGGUGAAGAUUACCACAUAAACUUUUUAGAACCGUCAUAAAGAGUCAUUAAAUCUUGUCUCAAACUAGCGCUGAAUGGAAUAUGAUCAUUUUGAAUUAAUUGAACUUCUUUUAGACAUUGAUGAGGAUUGA